AUGGCGGCGGAAUCGAGGUCGUCGGACUCUGCGCCGAGAAAUGUAGACAUGGAAAAGGGACUCCAUCCCAACACAUCCGAUCUCGAAGGCGCAACGAUUAGAACUGAAUCCGCUCCCGGGUCGCCAGAUAUCAGAGAAGAUGCAGAGAAAGACGCGGAACAAAAUCCUGAUAUCGUCGACUGGGAUGGUCCUGAUGACCCAGGGAACCCCCAAAACUGGCCGAUGAAGAUGAAAUGGAUGAACGUCGCUACCAUUUCAAUGCUGACCUUUGUCACAAGACCACUUGGUUCGUCAAUGUUUGCCCCCGGCAUCCCCAAGAUCAUGGUCGAGUUCGGCGAGACCUCCCCGACCGUAGCAACCUUUGUCGUCUCCGUCUAUAUUCUCGGCUUUGCUUUCGGUCCCCUCAUUAUUGCCCCAAUGAGUGAAGUCUUUGGCCGCGCACGUCUUUAUAUCUGGGGCAAUAUUCUCUUCACCAUAUUUACUGUCGGUGUUGCCCUGUCUCAAAACAUGGCCAUGAUGAUGGCCUUCCGCUUUCUUAUGGGCUUGGCUGGUGCUGUACCCAUUACCAUCGGUAGCGGAAGUAUCGCGGACAUUAUGCCCGUCGAGCUGCGCGGCCGAGCCAUGUCCGCGUGGGCUCUUGGCCCUCUUCUCGGACCCUGUAUCGGACCCGUUGCUGGCGGGUACCUCAUCAAGGCCGCUGGGUGGAGAUGGGUGUACUGGCUGGUUACCAUUGUGGGCGGCAUCUUUAUUCCUCUUUCCUGGUUUAUGAUGAAGGAGACUUUCGCCCCUCUUAUUCUCGAGCGCAAGGCGGAGAGGCUCCGCAAAGAAACCGGCAACCGGAACCUCCGCAGCAAGCUCCAGACAGAGGCAAAAAUUAGUGAUACGUUCCGGCACGCUAUAGUCCGCCCUUUGAAGCUCCUCUUCCUCACCCCCAUCGUAACUCUCAUGGCUCUCUACGUUGCCAUCACCUACGGUAUUCUUUACUUGCUCAUCACCACAUUCUCCUUCGUCUACAAGGACCAGUACGGGUUUGACGAGGGGACUAUCGGCCUCACUUUCCUGCCAGCCGGUAUUGGUAUGAUGAUUGGUGUUGUUACCUUCGGCAUGCUCACCGAUUUCAUCGUCAUUAGAAACAAAGCCAAGGGUCUCACACACAGACCCGAGGCUCGUCUUACUCCGGUCCUUACAAUGCCCUGCGGUGUAGUACUGCCCAUUGGUCUCUUCAUCUACGGCUGGACUGCCGAGAAGGGUGUCCACUUCAUCGUCCCGAUGCUUGGCGUCGUCAUUUUCAGCAUCGGUCUUAUGGGUGUCAUGGUAAGCCCCAAUGCGCUCAAAAUUCCCAGAAUUUCAUCGCUAACUUGGCGGGAAAAGAUGUGUGUGCAGAACUACCUCCUAGACACAUAUCCUCGCUACGCAGCGUCUGUCACCGCCGCGCUGGCUGUUCUCCGGUCCUUGGCCGGUGCUUUGCUCCCCUUGGGAGGUCUAGAGAUGUAUAAUGCUCUUGGACUAGGGUGGGGCAAUAGCUUGCUGGGCUUCAUCUCUGUUGGCCUCAUUCCCAUUCCUCUUGUUUUCUUCCUCUUUGGUGAGCGCAUUAGGUCUAAGUUCAAGCCUUCUCUCUGA
Colletotrichum spaethianum is the source of this 1620-nucleotide messenger RNA. RefSeq names its product efflux pump rdc3. The coding region runs from base 1 to 1620 and encodes 539 amino acids. Lineage: Eukaryota; Fungi; Ascomycota; Sordariomycetes; Glomerellales; Glomerellaceae. Gene Ontology annotation, molecular function: transmembrane transporter activity. Gene Ontology annotation, biological process: transmembrane transport. The transcript has 4 exons. The record is from RefSeq and is a predicted model, not a curated record.